AUGGAUCAGUCCAUUGACGAUGACAUAACUCUUACGGUUAGCGACACAGAGGCCACACUUGAUGUGACCACCAAUGAGACUAUAAACACCGAUUCGCCGGCCAAAAGUCAGAAGAGCACAGUUAGCACACAAAAGUCGUUAGCAUUUACUUCUAGUACAACCGUUUCAUUGGAGUGUAACUCUGAUGGCAAAUAUGAUGGUCAACACGGUAUCAAACACUGGCCACCAGUUUCGCCUGGUACUGACUCCAGAGUUGACUGUCCCGGUCGAGUUGGUAUUGGUGAUGCUGGUAGUGGUGUUAGCUGGAAGUGUCAACUGAAUGGCCAGUUUUCCGAUGAAGGACCAGAUUGGACAGAGUGUGGCCACUGGUUGGACGAGUUGGACAACAAAACUGAGAGUAUCCACGAUAUUGCUGAGGCCAUCGAAAUGAUUGAAACCAUAUCCAAUAGGACCGGCAAAAGUGAUACCAUUAUCGACAGUCAACGACUGUCUCAAGCCUUGGAUAUUGUAAGCAAAGUCCAGACGUUUGUCGACACAACGGCUACCACUAGUAGCGGGACCGACACCGACAGCAACCUGUGCGCCAUCGAGUGUUACACUAGUAAAAUGUUGGACACAUUGGCCAACAUUUUAGAUCAGACAUACGCAUGGACUAACUCGACAACAGACAAGAGGACAUCGAUGGCCGAACAGAUACUGACUACCAGUCAGUCGACAGCCUAUAGUCUGGCACUUCGGCAAAACUUGACCACCAAUUUGCUUGUUGUAGACAAUAGUGACUUCUAUAUCAAUACUUUCUAUGUGAACACAGCCGCCGCCGCUGUAGAGCUAACUUUUCCCUACAAUAACCCUAACCAGACCUCUAUAGUGAUACCGUCGGACACUGAGUUUGCUAACAAUACUGUCAGGCGAACCAAUCAAGUGGUCGGUGCUAUCAUUCACAAUAUCGGCGACUAUCUAUCGGACAAUUUAGAGGACAACUAUGAGAUCAAUUCAUAUAUCCUAUCGUUUAGUAUGACUAACGAUAGUCAAUCAGUUUUACUCAACAGGGAUGUAAUCAUUAGUCUUGAACACAAAAAGCGAUUACAAUUUGGCGAUAAAGUUCAGUGCGUUUACUGGGACUUUGCGGCCAACCAAUGGUCAGAUCGUGGAUGCAUUACCGACACCCAGCUAUCGGACAGGUAUCACACAGUUUGCCGAUGUAAUCAUUUAACCAAUUUUGCUGCAUUGAUGGACGUCAGUGGCCGCGAACGGCGAACGGUACUCAAGUCGGCACUGACCUACAGCUGUAGUAUUGUGUCGAUAGUGUCGCUGAUAGUGGCCAUCAAUUUGAUUGUCAGAUCGCGUCACUGUUUCAUCAAUAGUCAACAGUCUCGUGACAAUAGUCUCAAUGAAAUGCGUGCUAUUAUUACCACUAAUCUCUGCGUUUGUCUAUUGAUUACCAAUUUUCUGGUCGUACUCGGAAUGGACAGAACAGAUGUUGUGUGGUUAUGUCGACUGUCUUCGGGAUCACUACUCUAUUCGCUGAUGAGUUCAUUCUUCUGGAUGUUGUUGGAGGGCUUCUAUCUGUACAAGUCGUUGGUCUCGUGUUUUAAUUGGCAAUUCAAGGCCCGCUAUCUCUAUGCGGUUGGCUAUGGCCUACCAGUGGCCAUCAUUUUCGUGGCAUUUUUGGUCAUCUAUUGCAAACAUAAUAUAGUAUUGGAGGCACUGUUUGAUCAUCGAUACAGUUAUUUUUGUUGGAUAUCAUCGACACAUUAUUCAAGUCAUAUUUGGAUACUAAUUGGUUAG
Messenger RNA from Oppia nitens, 1788 nucleotides. RefSeq names its product adhesion G protein-coupled receptor L3-like. The transcript has 4 exons. The coding region runs from base 1 to 1788 and encodes 595 amino acids. Lineage: Eukaryota; Metazoa; Arthropoda; Arachnida; Sarcoptiformes; Oppiidae. The record is from RefSeq and is a predicted model, not a curated record. Gene Ontology annotation, cellular component: membrane. Gene Ontology annotation, molecular function: G protein-coupled receptor activity. Gene Ontology annotation, biological process: adenylate cyclase-activating G protein-coupled receptor signaling pathway; cell surface receptor signaling pathway.